UACUACAUGAAAGCUGAGAUGACAUCAUGCGUGAACCUUGUUGUGUCAUCGCGACCAUAAAAACGGGGUAGAAGAAAAAUAUUUCACUUUUAUUUGCAUAAAAUUAACGCUUUUUAUUCUAAAAAAAAACUUCAAAUGAAAUGAAACAUAUGUUUAUAAGUCGAAACGGUUCGUUUUAUGUAUUGUUAGUCUUUUUUUUUUACCACACUGUUUUCAAUCGUACAAAAAACACGAUUCGAUUGAAUGUCUUAGUUUUCUCCGCUGUUCAAAGUGUUAAGACGGUUCGAAAGGCCAAACACGCAACAAGUCAAGAAAGACAUGGGACACCGAGAUCCACACCGUUAAACGGCAAGAGAAUUGCGGCGUUCGAGUCAUUACCCGAAUGGGUGUCUGACUCCCGCUUUGCUAAACAUACGACAGCAGAAAGAAAAAAAAUCAUUUUACAAAAAAUAAAACAAGAGGAAGACCGAGUCAAACUUAAUGAAGCGUGGUGUGAAUUUCUUAUACAAGGGGUACAAAAAAAUGAAAAAGAAGAUGUUCAUUUUAUAAUUAAUCCUUUUCAAAUGUGUAAAAGAAAAAAGAACAGUAUGACACGUCAUGAGUCGUUACUGAACACCACCCAAUAUAUUCUUGAUUCUGAGACGGCUGACUAUUCGACACAGUCCUUUAUUGAUGUUUCACCAACAACGUUUCCAAAAGUGUCAUUAGAAAACACACUGGAUCAAAAACAGCAUAUCGUUGAGGCCUUCAGUCAAACAGUCGCAACAAAAAAAGGAAAUAUGGGCCUUGCCCUCAAACCGUAUCAACAUGAUUAUAUGCUUCAAUUUGGUCAGCCUGACUGGUCUGUUCGAGUUCAUCAUGCAGGAGAAGACAAAAUCACCGAGUUUUCAAGUGGUUUUCGUCCUUUUCAAAUGGAAGCUAUGACAAGCGGUUACACUGAUCAAGUGAGCGUCGGCGUAGGGUACGAAAAAUAUGGUGUUUUUGUGGAUCGCAGUAUUCAAGGAAAAUCAGUCACUGUGGCUGUUUUGUCUCCUAAACUCGAAACGACGACCAUGGCUGACUUUCAAGAUCAUCAAUACGGUCAACGUUUUCGAAUCAAGAAUUUCGAAAUCAAUUUACGUCACGAUUUUGAUGAAGCCGAACAUCCUGAUCCACAAGAAUACUCCACUGAAUUUCUAGUUGGAUACAAGGAUAAAGGUGUUAUGUUAGUCAGUGAUAUUCAUGAUAAAGUGUAUGGAUUCGGUGUUCACGUACGUGGACAUCAAAUAUCCUUAUUACAUGAUUUCGAUGAUUUCAUAACUCAAGUAGAGGCCAAAACAAAAAAAGGAUUUCAACUCACUCUGGGGUAUGAUUUACCAGAUAAGAAAAGUCAAGCUAUUUCCGCACAAGUGGGUAUAGGACGACCCAAAUCAGCCUUCGUUCAAAUCGGCGCUCAAGUCAACUCGGACGGUUUACCAGGUGUCACCAUCAAAUUUGGAAAGAAACAAUCGCACGUAUCGAUUGGAGUAAGAAACACUAACAAUAUAUCAACGAUCAAUUAUGCUGUUAAUUCCCCUACAUCUUCCUUAUCCAAUGCGUUCUCAGUGGAUUUGAAUCAUUUGAAACUUCCUGAACUUUUAGGCCACACACCAGAGUAUCUUAAUUCACUCGUUGAAUCCGUCAUGUUUCCUUUCAAAACCUCAAGCAACAAGAAGAAUACUACGCGUUUUCGACCGAUGCGCUGAUCGAACUUCAAACGUAUGGCGUCCACGACGUGUCUGAACAUGAGUUAACCAAUCUGUUGCUGAGUGUUAACAAAAUCGAUCCACGUCAUCAAUGAAGUAGGAAAACAUUUAAAUGAAAAGAUUGAAAUCGUCUUUCGGCUUGUUUCAUGACAAGUCACUUGAAAUCAACACCACUACAGUGCUUAUUGACAAACUCACACGGCACCGUUUUAACAACGAAAUUCCCAAUGUUUCUAUCGACGCGGAACUGUAACACCCCAAGUGUAUGUUCUUCGUUUCUUAGCAGCAUGAAACUAUGACAAUAACUUUAAAUCAUUUACAAAAACUUUACGGAUAAUUUCCAUUCACUAACAUACCGUCACAGAUUGUUCUAGAAACCAGUCUCGUUUCCUGAUAUCCACUCCAGAACAAGACGGGUUUCCACUGGACGAUUUUUUCUUCUUUUUGGCGUUUUCGAAAAAAAACCAUCUCUUCCUAUAACGAGUAAACAGGAGUAUGUGAUCAAAAAGCAUACUUGUACAACAUGUUUUUUAUAAAGUUUUUUUUUUAAAACGCAAAAAUGGCUACGAAAAAUGAAUGGUGGGUUACUCCACAAUGUCCCU
Hylaeus volcanicus is the source of this 2326-nucleotide messenger RNA. RefSeq lists its product as uncharacterized. The coding region runs from base 141 to 1724 and encodes 527 amino acids. The transcript is spliced from 2 exons. Lineage: Eukaryota; Metazoa; Arthropoda; Insecta; Hymenoptera; Colletidae. The record is from RefSeq and is a predicted model, not a curated record.